Acanthaster planci (crown-of-thorns starfish) is the source of this 3267-nucleotide messenger RNA. RefSeq lists its product as uncharacterized. Gene Ontology annotation, molecular function: protein serine/threonine kinase activity; ATP binding. Gene Ontology annotation, cellular component: cytoplasm. Gene Ontology annotation, biological process: protein phosphorylation. The record is from RefSeq and is a predicted model, not a curated record. NCBI's taxonomy places the organism in Eukaryota, Metazoa, Echinodermata, Asteroidea, Valvatida, Acanthasteridae.
AUGGCGAGGAGACAAGUGCCACCCGACCUGGAUGGUCGCGGAGAUACUUUCCCGUUCAAGCGAGGGGAAGGAGAAUCCUUCGCAACUAGGUUCAUGAGGAGGCUACGGAGUGGUCCCAAAGUGGCACCAGUCUCACUCCAUGAUCCAAACAACGAAUCUUCGUUGGAUACCAACAAUGGAUCUCAGGGAACUCCUUCGAUCCCCAGAGGAGACAACGAAGACCCUGAUGGACUCAGACCUGGGGAUAAGACCUGGGAAGCCAAGAAAUCCCACAUCAGGGACCACUUGGGGUUUUUGAAGUUUUUACGAAGAUAUCGCCACCGCAAAGUGGUACCAUUGAAUGGAUUUUCCGACAGGGAACAUACCCCUCCAUCAGCUCCCCGUGAUGGCCCCGGUUUGUUGAAAGUGACUUCGAGAAACGGCGACCACGCCCCUGAUACUCUCACAAGUCUUAAAAAUGCAUACACAAACGGCGAUGCAUUUAGCCACCGCCAGGACAUAGGAAAAUACACUACUGUGAAACUCAAAACUACUCUGCAAAGGAACGAGCACAGGGAUAGAAAUGACGCAGACAGCAGCCAGCAAAAAUGCCAGACCUGCCCACCUGGACAGGAAGAUUCCUCUCCUGACUCUUCUGAGGAGAUUCAGACAGAACAACCGUUGUGCUGUCCAGACGUUAUUAGAGUCGCGUCUAAGCAGCUCCCAGAAGCAUCACCUGACAAAGAGGAGAGUUCCUUGGACCGGAUUUCAUCGAGCAGAUGUGAAAGUCCAACUACCAGUUUAGUCAGUGCUUCUCUACUAGUCAAGGAGGCAUCACCUGGGACAUCUUCCCAAGGCGAGCCUCCAAAAUCAGCAGGAGAGGAGAUGAUGUCCGCUUUAUCAUCACUAGGCAAAACUAACCCCAGGAGCUUCGAAGUUGCUCAACCUGAUCUCACUGGAGGAACAUUACCACGUGCAUUGAAGAACUCACGGAUAAAUAGUCACAAGCUCCCAUCGUUGGCAUCAUCACCUCAGUCAGGCACAUCCAUUGUUUCACCUCCAGAUAGCAGGAACGUUUUGGACGUCACUCCAGACGUCUUGGCAGACGAGAUGCGAACACUGUCACCUGGUGCAAGACAGCGCCGAAUUCAGGAGAUCACCGCCUAUAUUAAGAGGAGGGUAGAUCUGCAAACCCUCAAAGACUUAACCAGCAACACCUCGAUAUAUACUAGUAACGAGAAAAAGGAAAUAGAAGAAAAUGCAGAUAGAGCCGAGGUAUUGCUGGGCCGGUUGAAGAUCUUGAUCAAAGGAGCAAAGAAAAGGAAACAGCAGGUUAGCAGCACUUCUCAGCACAACCAGCAACGUCAGGCAGUGCAUGGGCACGUCAACAAGACCAAGACAUGUGUCAGUGGAAAUGGAGGGUGUUCUCCUCAAAAUGGUGCCUCAAGUCAGGCAACCCAAGUGGCAAAAGUGACCCCCUCCUAUGUUCCUCAACUAGCUCUGCCAUCAACCCCUAAGGUCCCAUCUGGGAAGAGUGCGAUUCCAACACCGCAGCCCUCUACUAAGCCAUCAAAAUCAAAGGCACCAUCCCCUUGCCCUGCUAUUAACAAAAGGACAUUCCGGAAGUCCGUUCAGAAGCAAGGAUCUCCAGCCCAGCCCAAAGCUACCAGCUCCAAGGACCUACAAGCUUUAGGCCUUCCCAUCAUUGACGAGAAAGAUGUCCAGCCUGUGGAGACUAAGAAAGGAACUCCCAUCAAACUUGGCUGUGGGGAUUAUGGAAACGUCUACCUCAUGAGAUCUCACAUGGAUGGCACUCUCAUGGCCGUUAAACGACUAACACAAUUUGGAGGGUGCCAAAGCCAAGACAAACGAACCCAGGAAAUGUUGCGAGAAAUACGAGCCAUGGAGGCAGUGAAAUCUUGCAGAGUCUUCCCCAAGUUCCUGGGAGUACUUGACCUCUAUUCCUUCGGUCAGGAGUUCGUCGGGAAUAGCCGCACGAUGAAGUCUUGGAGUGCCUUCAAAUUGCUCUACAGGAAUUCUAGGGGUCCUCGUCUGCUGCCUCUGGAUUGGGUGAGAAUCUGCAUUGACGUCACUGAAGGACUCGACACGUUUCAUCGAGCUGGUUGGACGCAUAACGAUCUCCACGUUGGCAACAUAAUGGUCUGGCGAGAUCCCAAGAAACUAACUGCAACCUGGGAGGGCAAGAUCAUUGAUUUAGGGAAAGCCUCGCGAAUCAAGAGCCCACCGCCACCCAAGAUCUUGACCUUCGUACAAAUGAUGUUCGCCUUCAAAAACUGCACUCAGUUGGCGCCAGAAAUUGUGGAGGGUAGGAGCAGGUACAACGUGAAGUCAGACAUCUACAGUCUUGGGAUUGUGUUGCAAGACAUCGCUAAAGAGAACCGACUCCUGUCUGGUUUCAAGACGAUAGGAGACAGGUGUGUGUUCGAGGAACCGAACCGGAGACCAGAGCUGAAGACAAUCUUGAAGGAACUCAACCAGUUGUGUGAAAAGUUCGUCAGUCCGAGGCGUGUCGGUAAAACCAAAGGCACGCGGUAACAGGCGAUUAGAAUAGAAAUACAAAACAAAAAGAAUUCACCACCCCCCCAAAAAAAAUUGCAUCACAACAAAAAUUCAUCUUCUGGUAUUUUGUCGUAUAUAUUUUGGGCAGUAAUUGAAUUAAUGCUGUAUAGCAAUUCUCUGUAAACUUUUCUAAUUUUAACUUGAGCCACAACUUUUUAUCGUUUUCCUCUCCAUCGAAAGUUUGCAUUAUGAAUUAAAGAUUUAUUAUUAAAAAUAAAAAUCUGAUUAGACAUAUAAAAAAUAUAUAUACACUUACAUACCAUAACUAUAUUAAUUUCCAUUUUAAAGAAGAGAGCCACGAAUCAUCGUGUAAUCAAAAAAUACAAAAAAACCAUGAACAUUUUCAGGGAGCUCUUCAUACACGUGACAUUUCGCAACUAAGAAAGACUAUAGAAAAAGGACACUCGAUGUUUUGGAAUGUCUGGAAAACGAGACACUUCGAAGAAAACUUAGUAGACUAUAUCUUCAAUCGCAGAAGACUUUGUGACUUUCUAUAUAACACACCAAUGUAGGAUUUUUUAACAACUUAUAUGAACAAAGUAAAGACAUUUUGUAACAGACAUUAUGUAAAUAAUUGAUUUGGGGCUAACUGUGGAUUCUGAAACCGAUGAAAAAUAGUGCUUCCAAAUUUGGGUAAGUACAUUGUUUCAAGCAUUUAAAAAAAGCAAGUCUGGUCCAAGCCAAUUUGGCUCAUCAGGCCGGUGUUUA